Sebastes umbrosus (honeycomb rockfish) is the source of this 970-nucleotide messenger RNA. RefSeq names its product saxitoxin and tetrodotoxin-binding protein 1-like. Lineage: Eukaryota; Metazoa; Chordata; Actinopteri; Perciformes; Sebastidae. Bases 113 to 910 code for a protein of 265 amino acids. The record is from RefSeq and is a predicted model, not a curated record. The transcript has 6 exons.
GGCUUUUGAGGCCGUUAUAAACCGACCAACUUUCCUCCUCUCACUGUACUGCUUCUUCUCCUCACAGAUCACAGAUCACAGAUCAGUGUGUGUUUGAUUAUAGUGCAAGAGCAUGAUGGGUGUUGUGAAAACAGCGAUGCUGCUGCUGCUGCUGGCGGUGAUCGGCACCAACGCAGAUCACCAGGAAGGCUGUGAUGAUCUGAAAAUGGUGGCAAAGGAAGACCUGCACAAGAGUUACGGGGAUUGGGUUCUGGUCUGGGCCGCUGCCGACCAUCAAGAAGGCUCGGACCUGCUGCCAAACGUCUCCAGCUCCUCCGUCGAGCUCCAUCUCCUUCCUGACAACAACACCGUCAUGUUCACUGAGAGGAACCUGUUCUUAGACAAGACGUGUGUUAACUACUUCAUCAACAUGUCGAUGGACGACUCCGACAACCACACCAUGCACGUCAUCGAUGCCAUGGUGGAGAAGGACGGCAAUUUCAGUACGUACAACGAAUCAGGAGACGUGGAUUUCUACGAGACCUGCCCCGACUGUCUGAUGAUGGUCUACAAGAGCACAGCUGGACGAUACCUGCUCAACUACAGGAGUGAGGGGCACCAUCAGGACGUAGAGCAGAUGAAAGUGAACCAGGCCGGUCACCAGAAACACGCCGAGUGUCUGGGAUUCCCUCACGACAAUCCCUUCAUCUACGACGGAGCUGCGGAUUUCUGUCAUAAGAAAUCCUCUGCUGAGGUAGAGGCGACUGCCGAACCAGCUGAGAAAGAUACGAGUGAUCCACCUGCGGAAAUAGAAGCGACGGCCGAACCAGCUGUGACAGAGGUGAUAGAGGUGAUAGAGGUGAUAGAGGUGAAGGUCGAAGAAGCUGAGAAAAAGAUUGAGGUUGUACCGACAGACCUGCCUGUUCAAUGAGUGUCAACAUAUAUCAGAUAUUUCAUUCACCAAUAAAUUAUUAGAAAAUACUAAAACCUU